CUGGCAUGGUGUCUCGUAAAGAAAGGUUGAAAGUAAUCAGACGGAUAUAAGUAUCUAGCAACAGAGGGUUAGCUAGCUAUUUGAGAAGAAACCAAUUUUAAGUGCCAACGUACUCUUUCAAGAAAGCAUCUUCGACUGAAUCGGAUAUCUACAUUUUUGUGUAGUCAUAUCAAUGCCCAAUUGUGAUAUUUAGCUAGCAUGGUGUUACAAAGGAAACAUUAUUACAUUAACUUGUUGUAGCUAGCUAGCAAGCUAACGUUAUUACGAAGUUACACAGAAGGAUACAAACUGAUUAAACAAAGCUAGCUAACGUACUACGAGCUAGUUAAAUACAGUAGUUUGUCAAGCAAAGAAGAGAACAAAACAUACAUUUGGGAAAUUGUAAUAUGAAAGAAGACGUGUCGGAGAAAUUAGGAUUUGUCCCUCAAAAAGACAUCGUCUACAACAAACUUCUGCCAUACGCGGAUAUAUUAGACGAGGAAUCCAAUGACAUUUUGCGUAAAAUCAAAGGAAACUUGGGCCGGGCUGUCCAGCUUCGAGAGAUAUGGCCGGGUGUCUUGUUUUGGACAAGGAAACUUUCCACGUACAUGCGGUUGUACGGCAGGAAGUUCAGCAAGGAGGACCAUGUGCUGUUCAUCAAGCUGCUGUACGAGCUGAUCACCAUCGACAAGCUGGAGAUCAGUAUGAUGCAAGGCCUCGCCCGGCUACUCAUCAACCUCCUCAAGAAAAGAGAGCUGCUGUCGCGGGAGGACCUUGAGUUGCCUUGGAGACCCCUGUACGAGCUGCAAGACAGGAUCCUCUACUCAAAGACUGAACACCUGGGCCUAAACUGGUUCCCCAAAAAACGAGCCGUGAAAAAAAAACAGAUCAGAAAAUGUGCAAUGCCGCUGCUGCAGUACAAAAAAAGUUCCCUACGGCCUCGUGCUUCCUCUAAACACGUAAUGAUAAAAUUGUUUCAGAGGUGCUCGGUGGAAAACGUGUUGAAAACACUUGUGAAAAGCUGCAGACCGUACUUCCCGGAGUCGGCCACCCAGGAGAUGUUGGAGGAGUGGCGUCCACUGCUCUGUCCGUUUGAUGUGACCAUGCAGAGAGCUAUAGGAUACUUUGAGCUCUUCCUCCCCACCACCCUUCCCCCAGAGCUGCACCACAAGGGCUUCAAGUUGUGGUUUGAUGAGCUCAUCAGCUUGUGGGUGGCAGUACAGAACCUUCCAGGUUGGGAGGUGCAUCUUGUCAACCUGUUUGCCCGCUUGGCCAACGACAACAUUGGCUACAUUGACUGGGACCCUUAUAUACCGAAGAUCUUCACUAGAAUCCUACGUAGUCUGAAUCUCCCGGUGGGGACCAGUCAGAUGCUGGUUCCCAGAUACCUGACAAACGCCUACGAUGUCGGGCACGUGGUCCUCUGGGUCUCCGCUUUACUGGGAGGCCCCACUAAGCAAGCCCAGGCACAGCUCAGUGGCCUUUUCAACAGCAUCACAUCUUUCUUCCACCCAUCCAACCAUGGACGCUGGCUGAUGAAGUUGAUGAAGCUGCUGCAGCGCCUCCCGGCCAGCGUGGUGCGCCGGCUCCACCGGGAGCGCUACCGGAAACCCACGUGGCUCACGCCGGUACCGGACAGCCACAAGAUGACGGAGGCAGACAUCACGGCAUUCGUGGAGAGUAUGAUGCAGCCGGUGCUGCUGGCCAUGUUCAGUAAGACGGGCAGUCUGGACGCUGCUCAGGCCCUGCAGAACCUGGCCCUCAUGAGGCCCGAACUCGUCAUACCACCAGUGCUGGAGAAAACCUACCCUGCUAUGGAGACACUGACAGAGCCCCACCAGCUGACUGCCACCCUGAGUUGUAUGAUCGGCGUGGCUCGCAGCCUGGUGUCUGGGGGCCAACGCUUCCCCGAGGGGCCCACACACAUGCUGCCCCUCCUCAUGAGGGCCCUGCCCGGGGUCGACCCCAACGACUUCAGCAAGUGCAUGAUAACGUUCCAAUUCAUUGCUACGUUUGCGACUCUUGUGCCUUUGGUGGACUGUUCAUCUGCUGUUCAUGAAAGGAGCGACCUGACAGAGGUGGAGAGAGAGAUGUGCUCAGCCUCUGCAGAGUUUGAGGACUUUGUUCUUCAGUUCAUGGACAGGUGUUUUGCCCUGAUAGACAGCAGUACUCUGGAGCAGACCAGAGAGGAGACCGAGACAGAGAAGAUGACCCAUCUGGAGAGCCUGGUGGAGCUGGGACUGUCUUCUACCUUCAGUACCAUCCUCACACAGUGCUCCAUAGACAUCUUCAAGGUGGCUCUGGAGAAGGUCUUCAACUUUGCCACCACCAACAUCUUUGAGACUCGUGUGGCUGGCAGGAUGGUGGCUGACAUGUGCAGAGCAGCCUCCAAGUGUCACCCGGCACAGUCUCUGAAGCUUUUUGUGCCCCACUGCUGCAAUGCCAUAAACCAGAUCGCUGUCAAUGAAGAGGUGUUGAGUGAGGAGGAACUGGAUAAGGAGUUACUAUGGAACCUCCAGCUACUGUCAGAGGUGACUCGUGUAGACGGGGACAAGAUCCUCCCUUACUGCACCCAGCUGGUUCAGAUACUGCAGCUGACCCUCCAUCUGAAGUGUAAACAGGGCUACACCCUGGCCUGUAACCUGCUGCAUCAUAUCCUGAGGUCAACAGCCCUCAUCUACCCCACAGAGUACUGCAGUGUUCCAGGAGGCUUUCAGCAGUCCACACAGGACUACCUACCCAUCAAGGACUGGGGUCGUCCGGGGGACCUGUGGAACCUGAACAUCCAGUGGCACGUCCCCAGUGUGGAGGAGACCCGCUUUGUGUUCUACGUUCUUGACCUGAUCCUACAGCCAGAGCUGCUCCGACUGCAGAGAUACGCCCAGGGGGAACAGGACAUGACCAGGGAUGACGUCCUACAGAGUUUGUCCAUCGUACAGCACUGCCUUCUGGGAGCAGGUAGCCUGUUGCCCCUGCUGCAAGGAGAGCCCAUCCCUGAACUGGUGACUAGCUUGGUGAAUCUGGGGGAGACCAACCUCUUCACAGGGAUGGCCGAUGAUGUGUCCAGAGAAAACUACAGAGAUGCUAUCUGCAGAGUGAUGAGGCAGCUGCUACAUCACAUUCUGGAGCACUCAGAGGACGACACCAAGUCUCUGUUCUCCAUCAUCAAGAUCAUCAGUGACCUGCUGCACUUCAAAGGCUCCCACAAACACGAGUUUGACUCUCGCUGGAAGAGCUUCAACCUGGUCAAGAAGUCCAUGGAGAACAGGCUUCAUGGCAGGAAGCAGCACAUCCGAGCCCUGCUAAUUGACAGAGUCAUGCUACAGCACGAGCUGCGUAAGCUAACAGUGGAGGGGUGUGAGUACAGGAGUAUCCACCAGGAACUGAUGCGGGAUCUGCUGAGGCUCUCCACCAGCACCUACAGUCAGGUGCGUAGCCGGGCUCAGAGUGUGCUGUUCACAGCUCUAGGGACCUAUAACUUCUGCUGCAGGGACCUGAUCCCCCGCGUGCUGGAGUUCCUGGAGCCAGACCGCGCCGACGUCACACAGCAGCAAUUCAAAGGUGCCUUGUACUGUCUCUUGGGGAACCACAGUGGGGUGUGCCUGGCCAACCUGCAUGACUGGGACUGCAUCACCCUGACCUGGCCUGCCAUCGUCCGCUCAGGCCUCAGCUCAGCUAUGUCCCUGGAGAAGCCCUCCAUCGUCCGGCUGUUCGACGACCUCGCUGACAAGGUCCACCGUCAGUACGAGACCAUCGGCAUCGAAGUCGCUAUCCCAUCAGCGUGUCGUGCUGUGGCGGUACAGCUCCAGACCUCUGGUGUUCCCCUUCCCCAGGACCCUGUCCCCUCAGAUAAAGAAGAAGCAGAGGGCCUCAGGAAGCAGGAGGAGAAGAACCUCGACUCAGUUCAGAAAUAUGAGAGUCUGGUUGGUGAACUUCUGGACUGCCUCAACGACAGAAACAUGCCCUGGAAGUUUGAGCACAAUGCCAUUGGCUUCAUGUCUCUGUUGCUGAGAGAUGACCACCCUCUCCCCUCCCCCGCUGUCCUCUUCUUUGUCAAGAGCCUCAACCACGACUCCCUCCUGGUCCGCAAGUUGGCGAUAUCAGCCGUGGCAGGGAUCAUGAAGCAACUCAAGAGGCCGCAUAAAAAAGUGCCAGUCAGCCCCAACGAGCUCUGUGGUCUAAAGGAGCCGGCUGGUAUAAUAGCAGGAGACAGGCCUGAUAACCAGUGGCUCCAGUAUAACAGUAGCAGUCUGCCUCGUACCCAGCAGGACUGGGAGGGCUGUACAUUUGUAGAGAAGACCCACUGGGGAUACUACAGCUGGCCACAGAAACUCAUGAUGUACUCUCCCUCUGAGGAGCAGCCCAAACAAGGACUGACCAGAGAGGAGAUGACAGAGCGAGAACAGAUCAUCUACGACCACUUUUCAGACCCAGUGUUCAUCAACCAGCUGAUUGAGUUCCUCUCUCUGGAGGACCGGAAGGGCAAGGACAAGUUCAGCCCCCGCAGGUUCUGCCUUUUCAAGGGUCUGUUCCGUAACUUCAACGAUGCCUUCCUGCCCGUGCUGAAACCACACAUGGAGCGUCUGGUGGCUGACACACACGAGAGCAAACAGCGCUGUGUAGCAGAGAUCACCUCUGGACUGAUCAGAGGCAGCAAGCACUGGAGCUAUGGCAAGGUUGAGAGACUGUGGGAGCAGCUGUGUCCUCUGCUCCGUACAGCUCUAAACAACAUCACUGUAGAGACCUACGCUGACUGGGGCACCUGCAUCGCCACUGCCUGUGAGAGCAGAGACCCCAGGAAGCUCCACUGGCUGUUUGAGAUGCUGAUGGAAUCUCCAGUCAACGGGGAGGGGGGAUCCUUUGUAGACGCCUGUCGUCUGUAUGUGCUGCAGGGAGGCCUGGCUCAGCAGGAGUGGAGAGUCCCUGAGCUGCUCCACAGACUGCUACAGUACCUAGAGCCCAAACUCACACAGGUCUACAAGAACGUCCGCGAGCGCAUCGGCAGCGUCCUCACCUACAUCUUCAUGAUUGACGUGAACCUGCCGUACACCCAGCCUACAGCCUCACCUCGCAUCAAGGAAUUCACAGAGCGUGUACUGAUGCGCCUCAAACCCCUGACGGAGGGGGACGAGGAGAUCCAGAACCACGUGGUAGAGGAGAACGAGGUGGGGGAGCAGGAUGAGAGGACACAGGCCAUCAAACUACUGAAGACAGUACUCAAGUGGCUGAUGGCCAGUGCUGGACGCUCUUUCUCCACGGCUGUUCCAGAGCAGCUCCAGUUGCUGCCACUGCUGUUCAAGAUCGCUCCGGUGGAGAAUGAUGACAGUUAUGAUGAGCUGAAGAGGGAUGCCAAGACCUGUCUGUCUCUGAUGUCCCAGGGACUGCUCUACACAGAGCAGAUACCACUGGUCCUACUGGCCCUGCAGGAGAUAGCGGGCAGCAGUUCGUGGCAUGCUCGCUACACGGUGCUGACGUACCUACAGAUCAUGGUCUUCUACAACCUGUUCACCUUUAUGAGCGACCAGGGAGCCGUCAACGACGUCAGAGCACUGGUCAUACGCCUGCUGGAGGACGAGCAGCUAGAGGUGAGGGAGAUGGCUGCCACCACUCUGAGCGGUUUCCUCCAGUGUAACUUCCUGUCCAUAGAGGGCCCCAUGCAGAAUCACUUCGAGGCCCUCUGCAAGACCCGCCUGCCCAAGAAGAGGAAGAGGGAGUUGGGCUCUGUGGUGGACACCAUCCCCUCCGGAGAUCUGGUGCGGCGUCAUGCUGGAGUGUUAGGUCUGAGUGCCUGUAUCCUGUCCAGCCCCUACGAUGUACCCACCUGGAUGCCCCAGCUACUGAUGAACCUCAGUGCCCACCUCAACGACACACAGCCCAUUGAGAUGACGGUGAAGAAGACCCUGUCUAACUUCAGGCGGACUCACCAUGACAACUGGCAGGAGCAUAAACAGCAGUUUACUGACGACCAGCUGCUGGUUCUGACCGACUUGCUGGUCUCUCCCUGCUAUUAUGCCUAGAUACCUGGGCCCUGGUGCAACUUUGAGGAGAUUUUUAUGUUUCCUUGAUGCCCUCUUUGAGCCACUCGACAAUUCCUCACUCUGGGAAGGCCUCAGACUGAACAGAACAGGGCCCGUAUUCACAAAGCGUUUGAGUAGGAUUGCUAAUCUAGAAUCAGUUUUGCCUUUCAGAUAGUUUUGAAUACCAUUAUAUGGACAGGGCGGCCUGAUUCUCGAUCAGCACCGCUACUCUGAGACGCUGUGUGAAUACAGGCCCAUAACAGAACACACCAGCCUGCACGAGGGCAGAGGGAAGACUGAGGCCUCACAUCCAGGCCCCUGCCCUCUGGCCAGACCAACGGACAACACCUGGGUCCUAUUCAUCAGGCAUCAAACGGAAGAAAACAGAAUUAAAAACAGGGAGGAACUACCUGGGACUUGUCCAAUAAUAACCGCUUGUUUUUUGCGGGGUUUUCCUUUAAAAAAAAUGUUUCUAAAUGUUUUUCUAUGUUGUGCCCUAACAAAUAUGACCCUGUACCCUGAGGACCUUAAAAAGGGGGUUGGGGGGAACACAAAUGCGUAAUGGAUGAAUGGAUGGAAUAAAAGAGUUGUGUAUUUAGCGCUUAUUUACAUUUCUACUAUACUUAAUAUUUAAGGAUAAACCAUAGCAGGGAUGAUUGGCCUGCGGUUUGUAAUACUACUGUACAGUUUAUUUCUUUUGUUAUUUUUAUUUUCUUUAUUUGCAUGCUUGUGUUUAUGUGGAAUGCUUGAUGAUACCCGCAGGUUUCCCCCUACCUCUGGUCCACGGUGUAGUGUGCGUUCUUCCACUAAUGCACCACCACUUGUGGAGGAGUGCACGCUACGCCCUGGACCAGAGCUAGUUUCCCUCCCCAUACUAUUGCUCUCAGCUCAAAAUCCCAUCAAUGUUAUCAACUCUGAGCCAACUAACUAUUAUUCCAGUAGAGGGUAGAAACCGUACUGUCCCAGUUCUCCUAUAGUGAAGUGUUCUUAGCCACAGUCUGUAUGUGUUCAGAUUAGAUUGGGGAUGUAUCCCAAAUGGUACCCUAUUGGUUUUGGUGCACUACUUUUGACCAGGGCCCAUAGGGCUCUGUUCAAAAGUAGUGCACUGUAUAGGGAAUAGGGUGCCAUUUGGGACUUAGUUUAGAUUUGAACCUGCCACACACAUUUACGUACAUGACGUUUGUGUACAUUGUUUAAUCUAUAUAUGAUAUGUGCAUAUUUUAUUAUGUGUAUAUAGCAUAUGUAUAUAACAUAAAUGCACAAACAUGUAUUUAUUUAUUUAUUGGUUUGAAGUGCUGAUGUUUUUAUUAUUCUUAGAGAGAGUUGCUGGUAAUGAAAGAUUUUGGUUUGUGAUGAACUAGGUUGUUCAGCUUUUUAGUGACCGAGCUUUUGAUUUCAUCCUGCUCUUUCAUGGGCAAUGCUAUAUAUGCAGUAGAUGAAGUUUGUGUGUGUGUGUUCAUUCCCCAAGGCUGUAUGUGUGUGCUGUGUUCAUUCCCCAAGGCUGUAUGUGUGUGCUGUGUCGAGCUGAUGAACGCAGUUUGAUCAUCAUGGCAUGCGUCUAAACGCCUCUCAAAACCCCAAGGGACUGUUUUCCCGGACACAGAUAAUUGGAGGGUCUCCAUUGAAGCAAGGCUUUUCAAGGACAAAAAAAAGCCAAAGUCCAGGUCUAGGCUAAAUCUGUGUCCGUGAAACCGGCCCAAGGAAUAACCAAACCUCCUGUCCACCACCUUAGCAUCGCACCCCUUCCUCUUCUGUACUCUACUCCGCAAUACAAUAUUAUUCUCCAUUCUUUUUUAAAAACCCUAGUGAGAGAGAGAUUUAUUUUUGGUUCAAUAUUUUGUUUUUUCAUGAAGACUUGAAAAGCUAGUCUCAUUGAAGCAUCGGUUCAGUUUAGUACCUCACUCCUGUAUAGUGUAGUGCCAAAACUGCAGUGAUUUUUUUUUUUUAGAUGUACUGUUUGCUUAUAUUUAAUGAAGAAAAUAAAAGAAAUAAAUGGGUUGCUUGUAA
Molecule: messenger RNA, 8003 nt
Organism: Coregonus clupeaformis (lake whitefish)
Lineage: Eukaryota; Metazoa; Chordata; Actinopteri; Salmoniformes; Salmonidae
Product: proteasome activator complex subunit 4B-like
Exons: 45
Coding region: 387-5996 (1869 amino acids)
Biological process (GO): proteasomal ubiquitin-independent protein catabolic process
Cellular component (GO): cytosol; nucleus; spermatoproteasome complex
Molecular function (GO): peptidase activator activity; proteasome binding
Source: RefSeq, a predicted model, not a curated record